AGUAACCAAGAAUUAUCCAUUAUGACUAGAUCUUCAUUAAUUUUAUUACAUUUUUUAGCUUGUUUGAAACUUAUUUACUCAAAUGAGUAUCAUAAAAUAGUUAUAAUUGGCGCAGGUGCAUCUGGACUUGCUACUGGUGUAAGACUUUUAGAAAAUAACAUUGAUGACUUUUUAAUAUUAGAAGCCGAACCGAGAAUUGGUGGAAGAGUAAAAACUGUUAAUUUCGAUGGUCAAAACGUAGACUUGGGUGCAGAAUAUUGUGACCGAGAAAAGGGAAAUAUUAUCUAUGAGGAUCUUAAAAGAAGAACUUGUUGAGUCUUUUGGAAAGUGUCGAUCCAGCAAAGAAAUUUUAUUUAUCUUCUCAAAAGAACAUAAGUAAAGAAUUUGGUAAAGAGAUUUUUGAUGAUAUUGACAUUGAUCUUUUUAUUGAAGGAGAUUUUCAGAACAGCACUGAAAGUAAUUCGACUGAGGUUCUAGGACGAUUUAAAGAAAUAUUCUUAAAAAAGUAUCAGAUUGCAAAUUUUGUGGACGCCGAAGGAAACCACUUACUACGAUGGAAGGGAAACGGUUAUAAGAUAUAUCUCGAUGUUCUAACAAAAAAAUACCCAAAUCCAGAAAAAGAACUUCCGGUAAAAAACAAAAUUCUUUUAAAUAAAGAAGUUACUAAAAUUACCGUAAACUCCUCUAACAAUAAGGUGAACAUUGUAUGCUCUGAUGGAUCUACAUACGAAGCAAAACAUUUAAUAUUUACACCAUCUUUGGGAGUUUUAAAAGCAAAAGCAAACCAUAUAUUUAAUCCAAAACUACCACAAAAUAAAUUACAAGCUAUAGAAAAUAUAGGAUAUGGUGUUAUUGGGAAAGUAUUUCUUAAGUACGAGACAAAGUGGUGGGGUGAUUUACCGGGUUUUACUUUAUUGUGGAACAAAGAAGAUUUAGAAUCUUCAAAAGAAAAAUUUCCAGAAGGACCUAUCACUAGCGAUGGAGGCUCUUGGAUUACUGGACUUUCUAAUAUUAUAGCUAUACCCAAUACUAAUUUGCUCUUGGUGUGGCUCAGUGAAGAAAUUGUUCCGGCCGUAGAAACCAUGGACGAACAAAUGUUGAAGAAUGGUAUUUACUAUACAUUAAAUAUGUUUUUGGGAAAUAAGUUUGAUAUACCGAAAAAUCCUAAAUUAUUAAGGUCUAACUGGUACAACAGUCCCAAUUUCCGAGGUAGUUAUUCGUACACAUCAAGGAAAACCAGACCAGAAGAUAGACAGCAUUUGCUAGAACCUAUUACUACUAAUGAUGGUCGGCCCAUCAUUCAGUUUUCUGGCGAAGCUACAAAUCGUGUUCAUCCUGCGUCUGUGCAUGGUGCUAUAGAGUCUGGUUAUAGAGAAGCGGAAAGGCUUAUGAAGUUUUUAAAAGGAAAUUAGAGUUAAAUUAGACUUGAAAUUAACACUAUAUAAAAAAUUGUAUUGACAAAACUUUGUGCAAAAACAAUUUUGCAUAAAUUAUAAAAAAAUAAAGAAGUGAAACUAAAAACCUUUUAAU
Messenger RNA from Diabrotica balteata, 1530 nucleotides. The record is from the annotation of a GenBank genome assembly. Lineage: Eukaryota; Metazoa; Arthropoda; Insecta; Coleoptera; Chrysomelidae.